CAUACGACGCAGCGGGGGAUGCGCAGCCGCCAUCUGAUGAUGAUCGCGAUCGGCGGGACCAUCGGCACGGGCAUCUUUCUCAGUGCGGGUUCGGCUGUCGCCACGGCAGGUCCAGGGAGCGCACUCAUCUCCUACUUCAUCGUGGGCAUCUUCUGCUAUGGUGUGGUCAUCUCUCUAGGAGAAAUGGCGUCCUACAUCCCGGUCUCUGGCAGCUUUGCCGUCUUCGGCACCCGAUUCGUGUCGCCCGCCCUUGGCUUUACCCUGGGAUGGAACUACUGGCUACAAUGCGAGCUCACGGCUGCAGCUGUGAUCCUGCAGUUUUGGGACGCCCGCGUCCAGCCUUGGGAAUGGGCACUCGUGAUCAUCGCGCCUGUCUUCCUCAUGCAGCUGAUCCACGUCCGUGUCUACGGAGAGUCUGAAUACUGGUUCGCCACCAUCAAAGUAGUACUCAUCAUACUAUUCAUCAUUGUCGGACUCAUCUACGACUGGGGUGGCGUCCGCCAUCACCCUGGGCCAGGCCUGGCAAACUUCCACAACGGCCAGGCCAUCAUCGGCGGCUUCUCCGCGCUCGCGCAGACCUUCGCUUACGCCUUCUACUCCUAUGGCGGCGUCGAGCUCGUCUCGCUCGCCGCGGGCGAGUCUGCCGAGCCGCACCGUGCCGUCCCGCGCGCCGUUCGCGCGACCUUCGUGCGCAUCGUGCUCUUCUACAUUCUCACCAUCCUCACGAUUGGCCUCUGCAUCAACUGGGACGACCCGACGCUCCUCAGCGCAGCCUACGACUCGGACGUGACCGCGUCCCCUGUGACGGUCGUCUUCGUGCGCGCCGGCUUCGGCGCCGCAGCGCACGUCGUCAACGCGGUGCUCCUCACCGCGGUGCUCUCCGCGACCAACUCGUGCUUCUACGCGAGCUCGCGCAUGCUGCUCUCGCUCGCACGUACCGGGCACGCGCCCGCCGUCCUCGGCUACGUCAACCGCCGCGGCGUGCCCGUGCCCGCGCUCCUCGCCGCCCUCGCCGUCUCCUUCCUCUCCUUCCUCACCACGAUCUGGGGCGCCGGCGUCGUCUUCACGUGGCUGCUCAACCUCACCGGCAUCUCCGCGCUCCUCACCUGGGGCUCCAUCGGGCCCAUCUCGCUGCGCUUCCGCGCCGCCUGGCGCGCACAGCACCGCGCCCCGGACGACCUCCCCUACCACCAGCCGCUCUUCCCCGCACUCCCGCUGACGACGCUCGUGCUCGCGGUGCUCAUGUUUGCCGCACAGGGCUACGCGGCGGUCGUGGAGCAGCCGUUCGACUGGCGGAAUGUCGUUGCGACGUACGUUGGCGUCGCGCUGUACGUGCUCCUGUAUGCGGGAUACUCGGCAUACGAGUAUUUCUGGGUCGGGCGGCGCACGCACUUCGUCCCGCUGGCCGAGGUCGACCUCGACACCGACGCAGUGUGGGCGCGCGGGCAGGGCGCCAUUGUCCGUGAGCGCGAACGGGCAGAGGCGGAAGCCAAGAAGCUCGGGGAGCGGCAAAGUGGAAUCAAAUACUGGCUGGCGAGUAUUAGGGAGCGUAUGCCCUGAAUUGUACGUAGCGUAUGGUCCUUGUCCGAUGUAGAUGGUCUAGGCGCGGUAGGUCUACUUUU
This is a messenger RNA of Postia placenta MAD-698-R-SB12, 1622 nucleotides long. RefSeq lists its product as hypothetical. Gene Ontology annotation, molecular function: amino acid transmembrane transporter activity. The record is from RefSeq and is a predicted model, not a curated record. Gene Ontology annotation, cellular component: membrane. Gene Ontology annotation, biological process: amino acid transmembrane transport. The transcript has 12 exons. Bases 19 to 1560 code for a protein of 513 amino acids. NCBI's taxonomy places the organism in Eukaryota, Fungi, Basidiomycota, Agaricomycetes, Polyporales, Adustoporiaceae.